CCCGACUCCUUUCCGCUUCGCGCUCAUCAGAGGCUGCAGCCACCCAGUCCACUCUGCUGGGGCAGCGUCCCUCCGGACUGAUUGGGAAAGAGCCAGCGAAACGGCUACUGAAGAUCUCCAAGUGCCGUCCCGGGCAGAUGUCCCAGGUGAACGGCUCGCUCUCCCGACACCACGACGCGUCCUAUGGAGACCCCAGGCUGGGUCGGCCCCCCAGUCCCAUCCUGGACUCAGCCUCAGCCCAAGACAAAUGCUCGUCUCCAUCCCUCCUGCCUGAACUGGAGGUAGCACCGUCUCCACGCUUUUCAGAGGCUGCACUGGAAGAGAACCUUCUAAAGGAAGAAGCUCCCCCUAUGCCCCAGGGUAAUGGACCAGGGCCCCCCCAGGCCCUGGAAAGCACUGAAACUGCCAGUCCUCCAGAAGCUGUGACAUGUCAGCCUCAGGGUCUUCCCUCCCCAAGGGAACUUCCUGGGCCCUCCAGCUUUACCCCGCUCUUGCCCAAUGGUGCUGGCCAUUCCCCGGCGGUGGGUGGUCCCAAGAAGUCAGGGAACGGCACACUGGGUGGCCCCAGAACCCACCGGAAGCUACAGCCACACUCAUCAUUCGCCAGCCAGGGCAGCAAGAAGAGCAAAGGAAGCACAAAGUCAACGGCCUCCCAGAUCCCCAUUGAGGCUCAGGAAGACUGCUGUGUUCACUGUAUCCUCUCCUGCCUGUUCUGUGAGUUCUUAACGCUGUGCAACAUUGUCUUGGACUGUGCCACCUGCGGCUCAUGCUCGGAGGACUCGUGCAUCUGCUGCUGCUGCUGCGGAGGGUCGGGGGAAUGCGCCGACUGUGACCUGCCCUGCGACAUGGACUGCGGUAUCAUCGACGCCUGCUGCGAGUCGGCCGACUGCCUGGAGAUCUGCAUGGAAUGCUGUGGGCUUUGUUUCUCCUCUUAGCCCCUGGCCCCAGGAGAAGCACUGAGGGAGACUGGGGGCAAAGGGUAGAGGCGGUGCUCCCAACUCAAACCGCCACCCCAUUCAUCCCCACUCCAAAUCAAGUUGCCUCCUUGCCAAGGAUUCAACUGGGGCUGACUCCAGCUCCAGACUGGCACGGUGGGCAGAGUCAACUCCAGCUUAGAGCCAGUGGAGGAGAGAGAUACAGGAGGGCACCAUAGCCAUCCCCUUCCCCUCACGCCUUCCUCCUCAACCCCCACUACCCUGGACUAAGGAUGCUGCCUUGAUAUGGGAGAAUCCCAGGUGGGGAUGGACUUAGAGACCCAGGGGUCCCAGACAGUUGGUCAAUCAAUCAAUAAGUAUUUAUUAGUCUAAGGUCUUAGGGGCCUGUCCUCUGCCCCUGCAUCAACAUAACGGAGGAGAAAUCCUAGAAGGGAUCACACCAAGUCUUCUGUGUUGGAGGCCUUGGGACCAGGCUUCAGUACACUGUGAAAGUCAAGGGAGAGGAGCCUUGGAGAAGAAGGGACCCUGCCAGGCACCAGUAAUCUUCAGCUUGAGGAACUGGGGGUUGGGAGGGGCUCCCUAGAAUGUGACUCGGAUGGACCCGGAUAGAAGGUGGUGGAGAAGAAAGAAGGGACAAAGAGAAAGAGUCCUGAAUUUCUCUACCUCUCACCACCCCAGCCCCAGACUCUCUCUGACUCUAUCCCAGCCUCUGGGGCAGCUAAAUGUGAAGAAUUUUUAAAAAAAGACACUUCAAUUGGGGUACUCAUCACCACCCUCUCUUUCUCUCUUUGCUCUUUUCCCUCUCCCAGGCUUCCCUAGGAUUCUAACCCAAAUAAUAACCUAGGAGAGCAGGGCAAAGCCUAGAGAUUGGGUGCGUGUAG
This is a messenger RNA of Dromiciops gliroides (monito del monte), 1816 nucleotides long. It is a transcript of the gene MDFI, whose product is annotated as MyoD family inhibitor. The coding region runs from base 138 to 935 and encodes 265 amino acids. The record is from RefSeq and is a predicted model, not a curated record. The transcript is spliced from 5 exons. NCBI's taxonomy places the organism in Eukaryota, Metazoa, Chordata, Mammalia, Microbiotheria, Microbiotheriidae.